This is a messenger RNA of Sardina pilchardus (European sardine), 4488 nucleotides long. RefSeq names its product neural proliferation, differentiation and control, 1b (gene npdc1b). Lineage: Eukaryota; Metazoa; Chordata; Actinopteri; Clupeiformes; Clupeidae. The coding region runs from base 147 to 1172 and encodes 341 amino acids. The transcript is spliced from 9 exons. Gene Ontology annotation, cellular component: membrane. The record is from RefSeq and is a predicted model, not a curated record.
GCAUUUUCCUUGCUGCUGUAGAGCCUGACGCACCAAAAGCUGUGAUUUUUUUUUUCCUGCGCCGUAUUUCAGGCAAGGGGGACGGGAGAAUGAUAAACCCCGACUCCCCUCGUCUUUCACACUGUCCUUAAGGAGCGCCUCACAGGAUGCAAUCGCUGAGCAGAAGGGUCGAGAUCCGACCGUGGGCCUCGCAUCUCACCGCGUUUGUUUUCAUCACGACCCUCACCGUUAGUGCUUGUGUGCCAGAGGGAGCAUGCCCCCGCAGUCUGGACUGUGCGCGCGAGGGACGGCACUUCUGCCAGCCGGGCUUCACGCGCUGCGGGCCGUGUCUGGCCCCGCUGGUGGAGAGGAAGGGCCGAUGUGUGGUGAGGAGGCAACAGAACCCACACCACCACCUCAGCAAGGCCAACGGCCGCCCUGAACUGGACGAGGAGAUCGACUUCCUGUCCUCUUUCAUCACAAAGCAGUUGAAAUCCGAGCCUAGACACUCAGUUCCCUCCUCUCAGGUUGACUUGAAAGCCCAGGAGGAUGUCUCAGUUCCCCAAAAGGCUCACCAAACGGCCGAGGCCUCCCCCUCCCCCUCCCCCACCCUGGACACCACAGAACAUCCCAUAACCAGUGGCCUCACCACGGCGAUGCCCAUCACCACCACAGCCACCACCACCACCACCACACCGGCCUCACACCUGCCACACACUCCGGCUAUGCAGAGGGGAUCGCUAGCUGACCCCGCCUCCUCAAAUGACCACACGUUCAUAAUUAUGACUGGCGUGUGUCUCAUGGUGGCAGCAGUGUUUCUGGUUGUGGCGGCAUCUCUCUGGGUCAGGUUACGGAGGGGAAUGCGUCUUGCUCAGAAGGCGGACUACCCAGCUUUUGGCGUGAUGGCGCCCCACUCUCACGACAGCACAUCGUCGGGGGAUAAGAAGCUGGCGCACAGCGCCCAGAUGUACCACUACCAGCACCAGAAGCAGCAGAUGCUGUCCCUCAAACACAGAGACGAGGCUAAGAUGCCAGAGUCAGGGGCCACUUCAGAUGAAGAGAACGAAGACGGCGAUUUCACAGUGUACGAGUGCCCAGGACUGGCACCGACGGGGGAGAUGGAGGUGAAGAAUCCGCUGUUUGACGACUCCACCCUGCACCUGCACCUCAACCUUCAGAAAGGCUAUCAGUGAACACGGACAAUUGUGUGUUCCCAGUCGUCAUGGUCGCCGUUUUACACACAGUUUAAUGUUUUGCACACAAAGACAUACACACACACACACACACACACACACACAUGCUUUUUCUCUUAUGUGACAUUGCCCUCGUCUCUGUGAAAUCACUAUCCCACGAACGAAGCUCCAUCAGCUCUGGUACCCGUUGUGUUUGGAGAAGAAGAGGAGGAGGAUGGACAGAACUUAGAGGCAGCACAUGAGAGGAAUGGACUCAAAUGAGAGGAGGAGGAGGAGGAGGAGGAGGAUGGAUGAUACAGAAAGUGCAGGAAGAGAAUGUACAUCAGGAACGUGAGCACAGCUGUGUGAGAGCACGCAGCAAGCGUUCUGUUGACUGCCUCCGUGUUGCGUCCCAAGCUUCUUUAUAUUCCAAAACGUCCCUUUUUUACCUCGUGUUUUUUUCUCUUUUUUUUUUUUUGAUGUGUCGUCUUUCCUCACCUUCCUAAUAGCGUGUCAGUUAAUUAGGAAUGUUUCAUUUCAACGAUGUGGCGCCUGUACAAUGACUCCAUUGCUAUAUCUCGCUCACACACGCACACACACACACACACACGUAUACACACAUGCGUGCGUACAAUGAACAAACUCACCUGUGUAUUUGUGGACAUCUUUGUGUCUCUGGCCCAGUGUACUCAGUAGGACCUCAGUGGACCCUGCGCUAGCUGGUUUUGUGAUCCUCACUUCAUUCAGUCUCCAUAUCAGCACCGGCAGGCAUAUGGAGCAACCAUUUAGUCUCCGGUGAGGACUCUCAGUAACCAUCACUGACUCGUGGUCCUCACGUCCUUACAGUGGGUAAAAUGAAGUAGCGUGGGACACAGACUUGCGUAUACUAGGGGUUUCACUAACUAGUCAAACUAGUCUACUAUUAAAAUCAGUAGUCGGUGCUGUAGGCAGCCGUCAAGUUGUGGACAUACAGUACGGCUAAAUGGACUUGACAUUUCUAUUUAUGGAGGUACUUCACUGAAAAUGAGAUCUGUUCCACAGUGAUAUGUGAGUUGUGUACAGCUGUAUUAAAGUACAAUAAGAACAUGUCUGCUAUCUAAACAUCUAAAGAUGAUGCAUCCACUGCUAACAGCUAGCAUUAGCGGUAAUGGUAGCAACAGCACUGUAUUGGUACAUAACCACUGCUCGACUAAUCGAUUAAAAAUCAUAUUAAACGUGUCAACUAGUUAAAAAUCAGUAGUCGUGAAACCCCUAAUGUAUACUCAUUCUACGGCAUAUGUUACUUACUCUUGACUUCAGCUGCUGUCAGUUAUUUUUUUUAUUGUUUUUCCUGUGCUCAGGCUACUGCAAGCCUCGCUCUCGCUCUCCCUCAGCCUAUAAACUUGAACAAUGACAAGUGCAUUCAGUCAGAGGAGGGAAACCUCCGGCUCACGGUCAGACUUCAGGUCAUUCUUCAGCCCAGUCUUUAUUGCCUUUCUGUCUGAAGAGUAAUGGUACAAGACUAACACCCUCAUCCCAGUUUCCCUCCCCAGCCCAGUGGCUGGUUCUCGUCCCAUUCUGGCCCGGUUCCGGUCCGAAUCGGCACCGCAGCCGAGAGCCAGAACCUCUCCAGUAACGAGCUGCUCUUUGGGCUACUGUUAAGUACUUGACACUGAACACAUAUCAAACCAGCCAAUUAUCAAACAGCAAGAAGAGAGACGUCAGGCGCACAUUCAGUGUGCCUGACGGUCAAAGCCCAUAGGAUCAGAGUGCAGACGUAGGGACUAACCUGAUCUGCAGUUAGUUUCACUUCCUUUCAACCAAAUGUAGUUUGGUGAUGGUAUUUUUUUAAAGCAAGGAAGCAUCAGUUGUAAUCUUGUUUUUCUUAAAUGUGCAUAUAAAAGCAAACCCUAAAUUAUUAUUAUGUAGCCAUUGUAUAGUCAGUAUGGUACCUCUAUGCAUGACAUGAGAAAAGCUGUGUUAUGACUGCAGAAGUCUAUAUGCAUUUAUGGUUUUGCACCUGAUUGUGUAUGAAACUUUGCAUAUAUGAGAUGUUUCUUGGAGGAUUCCAUAGCUUUGAAUGGUACUCCCAGGAAUCUUUUUUCUAGGUAUACAAUGGAACACUGUCUCACACACACACACUUUCACAAACUGUCUAUGAUAUCACACUAAAUAUAGCUUGUUUCCAGAAUUUGUGAUGUUCUGUAAAUAUCCUCCAAACUGUACAGAGAAAGAGACGUCAUUGAUAAAUGUAUUUGCACAGACAUAUCUAUCCUGUAUCUUUGAUUGUUGUUACCAAAUGAAACACUCUUUUUUUUCUGUAAUGUCUGUCUAAGGAUGAAGCCUGUUGCCACUGUCUCUCAGGAAGUCUGCCGACAGUAGCUUACUUUAUUUUAUUUUGUUUUAUUUAUUUUUAUUAUUUCAGUGCACUCUGACAUGAACAGUAUGCAUUCUUGACUCAGAUUGGCAACGUAUUUAUAUCUUCCCCCCAUAUGAUACAGAGGGCACAGGAAGUAGAAUGUUCCGGCAUUUGUUUUUCUUUUUCUUGAGCCACAGUGGCAUCGGGCGAUUCAAUGCCAUGAUUGUUGUAUACUACCAGAUGAAUGCUUUAGUUUAAAACAUUGGCCACUGGGUAUAUGGUUGUUUUUAAUGUAGACAAAAUACAGAAGAACACUGAUGCCUUUACCAGCCAUCUCUUUCACUGGCUUUCCCCAGAGAGGCAGAACAAUUCAGAUAUGAAUCAGACAGAAACUGCUUUGCGUGACUGGCACCAAAAGCCAACAGAGUCACGUAAAUGUCAUCUAGUAUUAGCAAUGAAAUGAAUACUAUUGCCCUGUAUGUCAACAGCAAAACAAAAGCAAGGUGCCCAUAAGAGUUAGAUGCAUUUUGAUUGAUCAGAUGUCAAGCCAUUCCAAGUAAUGAUUUUUAAAAAAAAGCAAGCAGGAAGUAUUUAAUGAUAUAUAUAACAGUAGUUGGGUACUACACUGUAGUUGGGUGGUGCCCCAGUCAGAAUCCCCCUGCGAGGUAACUGACUGUGCUGGUGUUUGCACUGGCCCAGUGUUUCCAGCCCUCCACUGUCAAGACUUGAGUCACACGUCUCUGGGUGGGGUGGGAGAUUCCCCUUAGGGUGUUGUGCAAGUGGCACCCACAUACGUUAUGUUCUGCCUGCCCAGUUUGAAGUAUUUACAAUGGUGUGCUGUCCCAUGCCCCGAGUGCAGUUCUAAUCAGAAAAAUAAAUUCUCUCAGCCUUGUGACUAAAUGGGAUGUGCAGUUCAAUUCACUAUGACACCGAUGGACUAUCUCAUGUGCAUGUAAAGAUUGGAUAUUAUUUGAUGGAAAAAUAUGAAUAAAUAUUUAU